CGUUAGUUUGUCACUGGAACUCUUGUACUGCGGAAAACGGAACAUUUAACGUUCACAGCAGCGACAAGAAUACGCACAACUACACCUGUGGGUGGAGGAGAGAGGAGGAGGGGGGCGAUCGGGCCGAUGAUCCGGUGAGUGACGCCUGUGUGUGUGUGUGUGUGUGUGUGUGUGUGUGUGUGGACAUCUCGGGGGAGCAACAGUACGAUGAGCUGCCCGAGAGCCUUUACAGCCUGCGGGGACUGAGACGACAACACCGCUACAAACACGGCAGUCCAUGCGGUGUCCCAGAGGCUCUCCCUUCUCUGAGGCUGAGAAACCAGCAGCAUGUCCCGCGUCUCCUCCACCGCCAAGCGCUACGCCGGCUCCUCCUACACCAGCCAGUACGGCUCCUACAGCUCCUCCCUGACCCCGGGCCUCGGCUCCUAUAGCGAGCGGGACAGGCUGUCCUCCUACCGGUCCCCCGCCUGCUCCUCAGGUUACUCCUCCUCCAGCUACCUGAGCAGCUCUGCCGCCCGCAGCCGCAACUACAGCACCUCCUCCGACACGGACCGGGGUCGGACCGUCCCGCGCACCGACCUCCUCGGGAGCAGCAGCCGCCGCAGCGAGAGCCUCAGCAGAACCCCCCUGAGGAGCUAUGGCGGGUCGGGGCUGAGCGGGGGGUCGGGCUACACCAGCUCCUACCCCUACUCCUCCUCCACCUCCUCCUCCUCGGCCCAGUCCAGCUACCUCUCCUCCACACCGGCGGCCUCCGGCAUCGCGCUCACCCGACGGAAGUCCGCGUCCCAGAGCGACUUGAGCCGGGACCUGGCCUCCCUGGGCCUCAGCGAUGCCUCGUCCUCCUCCACCUCCUCCACCAGUGCCCUGCGGAGCUACCGCAGUCGGGCCAGCGACAUGGCCGACUCCUACGCCGCCGGCUCCCGGACGGGCUACACGGGCCUGUCGCGGAGCUCCACCCAGGAAGCCUUCAGCAGCAGCAGAGCCUCCAGCGCCUCGUCCUGGCAGUCCGACCCCCCCACCAGGGACACCGCGAAUUCAAAGAGCGCCCAAGGCCUGGUGGGUCUGAAGAACCUGGGCAACACUUGCUUCAUGAACAGCAUCCUGCAGUGUCUCAGCAACACUCACAGCCUGAGAGACUACUGCCUGCACAACGCGCACCGCAGAGACCUUAACAACAACCGGCGCAGCGACACCGCCCUCAUGGAGGAGUUCGCUAAGCUCCUUCAGACCGUGUGGACGUCGUCCAGCAGCGACGCCGUCAGCCCGUCCGAGUUCAAAACGCAGAUCCAGAGAUACGCUCCCAGAUUCGUGGGCUACAACCAACAGGACGCUCAGGAGUUCCUGCGCUUCCUGCUGGACGGACUGCACAACGAGGUCAACCGGGUCAGCGUCAGGCCGAGGGGCGCCGGGGAGGACUUUGACCACCUGCCGGAUGAGGAGAAAGGGAAGAAGAUGUGGAGUAAAUAUCUGGAGAGAGAAGACAGCAAGAUCGUUGAUGUGUUCGUGGGGCAGCUGAAGAGUUCUCUGACCUGCAGCCACUGUGGGUUCUGCUCCACCGUGUUCGACCCCUUCUGGGACCUUUCUCUCCCCAUCGCCAAGCAGGGUUACGGUGACGUCAGCCUGAUGGACUGCAUGCGGCUCUUCACCAAGGAAGACGUCCUCGACGGAGACGAGAAGCCGACGUGCUACAGGUGUAAAGCUCGCAGGAGAUGCACCAAGAAGUUCACCAUACAGAAGUUCCCCAAGAUCCUAGUGCUGCACCUCAAGCGCUUCUCUGAGGCGCGAAGAACCAGCAAACUGUCCACCUUCGUGAACUUCCCCAUGAAAGACCUGGACCUGCGGGAGUUUGCCUCCCAACACAGCAUAGACGCGGUGUACAACCUGUACGCAGUGUCCAACCACUCAGGCACCACCAUGGGGGGUCACUACACGGCCUACUGCCGCAGCCCCAGCUCGGGGGAGUGGUACACCUUCAACGACUCCAGAGUAACGCCAAUGUCCUCCAGCCAAGUGCGCAGCAGCGACGCCUACGUCUUGUUCUACGAGCUGGCGUCGUCCUCGCGCAUGUGAAGCCUCCACACAUGGAGAUGCAAACCAGAAAUCAGAGCUUGGACUAUUUUUUGGACAUAUAUCCCACGGGCG
Messenger RNA from Gasterosteus aculeatus aculeatus (three-spined stickleback), 2142 nucleotides. RefSeq names its product ubiquitin specific peptidase 2a (gene usp2a). The record is from RefSeq and is a predicted model, not a curated record. Lineage: Eukaryota; Metazoa; Chordata; Actinopteri; Perciformes; Gasterosteidae. Gene Ontology annotation, molecular function: cysteine-type deubiquitinase activity. Gene Ontology annotation, biological process: protein deubiquitination.